AUGGUAGUAGCAGUACAUUUAAUUCUACUUCUUGGCAUCUGCCUAGCAAAGAGACACAUAGUCUUGCUGAAGGACAAUCUUUCUGCAGAAAGCAUACAAAGUCACGAGGAUUGGCUGAAGACCACAGAAAUUCCAAGCGGAGAAAUCAAGGCCUUUGGUGUGGCUGGAAUUAAGGGGUACUCUGCAGACUUUUCGCACGCCACAGCAAACAAGCUCAGAGAAAGAGAUGACGUGUUGCUGGUUGAGGAGAACAACGAGUAUACAAUUCAAAUAAGCAUGGGUAAAGAGGUCGCAGAUGACAUGGCAGGCCUAGUGGUCACCCACGAGGAGUAUAAGCUUCUGUAUGCUCCAAUAGAGGCAGAGAGAGAAAACAAUGCAAUACACGCAGGGUAUGUGAAAAGAGAAGCAUCUGCGCAGACAAAUCUGAUCAAGGGAAAGAGGCAUUUCCGAAAGAAUCCAGUAAAAAAGAUCUACAGAAAGAACAGAAAAGCACCGCAUCCCUUGCUUAGGCUCAGGCAAUCUGCAUCUGCGCAUGAAGGCAUGAAAAAGCAAGAAGUCCCAGUAGUGCUUCCCCCACCCAGAAAGACAAGAGAUCUGGAAAAAGGCAAAGAAUACCACACUGCAUUUGAAAGACUGCACUAUCCCUUCCCAAGCAUAAAGUUGCUUGCACGAGUAGAUGUCCCCUGGGGCCUUAGCAGAAUAUCGCAGGGAAAUACAGUAUACACAGAGGACACGUUUGUGUAUCCUAGAAGUGCCGGGAGUGGGGUGUAUGUCUACGUCCUGGACACCGGAAUAGAAGACACGCAUGAUGAGCUGAAAGGGCGCGUGGAAAGAGGCAUAAACAUUGUAGGAGGAAACUUAGAUGCACGGGAUGAUCACGGGCAUGGAACCCACUGCGCAGGAAUCAUUGGAGGAAAAACUGUGGGGGUGGCAUCCAAUGUAAGGCUUGUGCCUGUGAAAAUUCUAACUGAGGAGGGAAAGGGAAGCACUGAAUUUGCAGUUCUUGGUCUCAUAUAUGCAAUGAAAUCGCACCACCAAAAGCUGAAGACACAGAAGCAUCCAAGGGCCAUAAUAAACAUGAGCUUGGGAGGAGUUAAGAGCGAUGUUCUCAAGGAGAUCGCAAAGAGGGCAGUUGAGACAGGCCUUACAAUCGUUGCAGCAGGCGGUAACAAUGCCUCAAAUGCAUGCGAGUACUCACCAGCAUCAAUUAACAAGGUAAUUACUGUUGGUGCAAUUGAUCAGCACGAUGAGAUUGCUGAAUUUAGCAACACAGGAUCCUGCGUAGAUGUAUAUGCCCCGGGUGUAGCCAUUCCCAGCUCAUUUAUAAAUAAUACUAUUAGAGAACUCUCUGGCACCUCCAUGGCUGCACCGCAUGUGGCAGGUCUGGCUGCGCUCUAUCUAGGAGAAGAGUACAUGGCCCCAGAUGACCUGAAAGUUCUUAUAAAGACAGAUGCAUUCAAGUCAGAUCUGAUUAGAAUAGCAUCUGCAAAGGUUCUUAACCUAAGACUCGAAUAA
Nematocida ausubeli is the source of this 1515-nucleotide messenger RNA. RefSeq lists its product as uncharacterized. Gene Ontology annotation, molecular function: serine-type endopeptidase activity. The transcript has a single exon. The record is from RefSeq and is a predicted model, not a curated record. Gene Ontology annotation, biological process: proteolysis. NCBI's taxonomy places the organism in Eukaryota, Fungi, Microsporidia. Bases 1 to 1515 code for a protein of 504 amino acids.